Esox lucius (northern pike) is the source of this 1927-nucleotide messenger RNA. RefSeq names its product LAS1 like ribosome biogenesis factor (gene las1l). The record is from RefSeq and is a predicted model, not a curated record. Lineage: Eukaryota; Metazoa; Chordata; Actinopteri; Esociformes; Esocidae. Gene Ontology annotation, cellular component: preribosome, large subunit precursor; Las1 complex. Gene Ontology annotation, biological process: maturation of LSU-rRNA; maturation of 5.8S rRNA. The coding region runs from base 133 to 1893 and encodes 586 amino acids. The transcript has 13 exons. Gene Ontology annotation, molecular function: endonuclease activity.
AUGUUGCUCCCAAGACACUGAUUUAGCGUAAGUUAGCAUUAGCACAUUCCUUUUUGUUAGCUUGAUACAUAUUUUGCAUUCUAAGUUGACGUGAAAUUGGGGGUUUCAGUUGUCUUCCACAUUCUGGCAAAUAUGAAGAAAAAACUAACGGAGAAGAAAGGUCAUGUAGUUGCAUGGAUCGACAAAGCAGAAUGGGACCAGGUGCUUGAGUAUCUGUAUUCAAAAGAGUGUACUUUACAAAAGUAUGCAUUACACAGAAUAUCAGCGUGGAAAGGAAGGUUUUCCCACAACACUCCCAUUGCUGUAGAGAGCACAGCAGACCUGGUCAGAUGUCAAAUACUUGAUAGAUCAGGACAACUUGAAGCGGAUGACUUAGUCUUGCUUUAUGGAACAGCCCUUGUGAGGUUUGUAAACUUAAUCACAGAGCGUCAACAGGGGAAAAUUGCUCGUCCCCUGAGAAGGCUAGCCAACAAACUGAGGAUCCCAGAAUGGAUUGUAAAUCUCAGACAUGACAUCACCCACCGCAAGCUCCCUACCUUGAAAUGGUGUCGCAAGGGUUGUAAGUUUGUGCUUGAGUGGCUUCAGCAAGAGUAUUGGUCCAGGCAGCUGGGUAGUGGGCUGACUGAGAACUGGGAUUCCCAAUCAGAGGGGGAGGAUGGGGAAGAGGAGCAACAGAGACAGGAGGAUCAGCUUAUCGCCAGGCAAAAAGAAAUUGAAUCCUACAAGAAGGCCAGAGAGUUACUGAUAUCUUUUGAAAAGGAGCAAUUUCAGGCAUUUGAAGGAUUUCUAGUGGAAAACAAACCGAUGAGCUUGUUGCCAGCACCGUCUGCAGAUAUGAGCUGGAUCCUUGCCCAGAUCAAACUAUUCGCAUUAGAGUCUAGUGAAAUACUCAUAGAUGUAUUGAUGGAGGAUGGAUUCAUAGUUCCAACCAUUGAACAGCUAGAGUCACUUGGUGUCAACACCUCAGAUAAUGUCGACCCUACUGCUCCCGGCCUUCCUCGAGUUGUCCUGCGUUUCUGGCUGCCCCUCCUGAAGGAUCUCAACUCUCAGCUCUUCAUUCAGCUCCUUCUGGAGAAGCUGUUUGUGGAGUUGCAGCAGCCUUCUGAAGACGACCAGAAACACAGAAUGUUCUAUGUUGCCGGAUGGAUCUCCGAGGUCAUUCUCUGCAACGCAAACAAGAGUGAAUACCACUAUGAGUCAAAGAGCCAAAGAAAAGCUAGACAGAAGGACAACAUCUUUAUAAACCGCAUCCAGCUGAGGUGGCAGCAACUCCUUGCAGCAUGUCUGAAUGCCCCUUGUGUGGCCACACCUCACCUGCUCCAGCAGAUCCUUGAGUACAUGGAUCACCCAAUGCCUUUGGACACCCAACAGAAGUUACUAAAACUGAGCAGUAUCUACACCCAGAGUGCAGACUCAGGGUGUGACCCUUCCAUUCAGCACUCAGGCCAGCAUAGUGGUGUCUACACUCUGGAGAGCCUGCAUGAGAAGCUGAAGUCCAGAUGUCCGGGCCACACGUUGCGACAAGGCACUGUGUCUGACCAAUGCAAGGCUCUGCCAGAGAGGACGGAAGACUUCCAAGAGCACCUGAGCCCAGAUGUCUUGGCUGAAAGAGCAGCAGAACUCAGAGGCUCUCCCUGGCAAGUUUGUACAGACAAAGUCGAGUGGAGGAACUAUCCCCUCGGGAAAGUUCCAGGCCAGUUAAAGGAUCCUACCUGCCUGAUGCUAGAUCACUUUUCUACCAUGACGGUGUUUGACCAGCAGGUGGAGAUGGAGAAUGCUACUCAGCACAAUGCGCAUGCAGGGGUCUCAAUGCCACACAGAAUCACUACUGACGGGCUUCUCUGGACACACAAUGAUAUCAGUAAAUUAAAAGCUGGUCUGCAACUGUUUUAAAUAUGCCAACUGUGGAAUAAAGCCUUCAAUGUCA